This is a messenger RNA of Penicillium subrubescens, 1710 nucleotides long. Its product is annotated as acyl--CoA ligase. Lineage: Eukaryota; Fungi; Ascomycota; Eurotiomycetes; Eurotiales; Aspergillaceae. The coding region runs from base 1 to 1710 and encodes 569 amino acids. Gene Ontology annotation, molecular function: CoA-ligase activity. The record is from RefSeq and is a predicted model, not a curated record. The transcript is spliced from 5 exons.
AUGAUUUUCACAUCUGAGCAACCAAGCCUAUCUAUUCCAGAGGAUGUGACGAUUUGGGAAUGGCUCUUCGAUUCAUCGACUUCACCUCUCAGUCAAUAUAAGCUUUCUGAUCUCGGAGGUUUUACCAAUGCCGUUACGAAGGAGCGGAUCGGAUAUGGACUGGCGAAAGAGUACGCGACGAAAAUAUCUACAGCGCUAGUCCACAAAUUUGGACUUGCGGAGGGGGAUGUGGUGGCCCUCUUUAGUCCAAACACUGUCUGGUAUCCGAUCGCCAUGUUUGCGACCAAUCGUGUGGGUGGCAUAAUCUCAGGUGCUUCGCCCGCCUAUAACGUUGAGGAAAUGACCUUUGCGUUGCGCACAGCACGAGCAAAGGUUCUUAUGACUGCAGCUUCCUCUCUUCCCGUUGCAAUCCCGGCUGCAAAAAAUGCAGGGAUUCCGCAAGAACGAAUCAUUUUAAUUGAGGGGAAGAAAGAAGGCUUCAGUACAAUCCAAGACCUUGUAGCCAUUGGAGAAAGCUUCGGACCAAGUGGCCAGGUUCAACCCUUCAAGAUCCCGACUGGGCAGACGAACAAGGAUAUCUGCGGCUUUCUCAGUUUUAGCAGUGGAACUACCGGUCUUCCUAAAGCUGUGAUGAUCGCGCAUCAUAACGUGAUCGCGCAAAGCAUGCAGAUCGAGCAGCUAACUUCGAAAGAGAACAAGAAGGUGCUGGCGGUGCUGCCACUAUUUCAUAUCACCGGCCUGGUCCACCAAAUGCAUCUCCCCGUUUUCCGGAACGCGGAGGUCUAUAUGCUCCCGGCAUUUACCAUGAAAGCCAUGCUGGACACAGUAGUCGAGUAUCAGAUCACAGAGUUGCUACUUGUACCACCUAUCUUGAUCCGGCUUCUACGAGAUCCAAUUGUGAAAGACUACGACCUUUCUCACGUAUGCAAGUUCUCGUCUGGAGCAGCGCCUCUCUCCUCGGAGGUCAUUCAAGAGCUUCGGCGCCAGUUUCCAAACACAGGAUUCAAGCAGGGAUAUGGGAUGACCGAGUCAUGUAGCUGCAUAACAGCUCAUCCUUUGGAGAAGUCUACCUACGAAUAUGCUCAUUGUGGUGGCACCAUUGUCGCAAAUACCGAACUCAAGAUUAUUAACCCCGAUACAGGCGCACUGCGUGGAUACAAUGAGCCAGGUGAGAUCUUGGCCAGGGGACCGCAGGUUGUAAUGGGCUACUUGAACAAUGGAAAAGCCACGGCCGAAACCUUCGAUGCUGACGGGUGGCUACAUACCGGCGAUGUCGGCUUCAUUGAUAAGGAAGGUUUUAUAACGAUUACCGAUCGCAUCAAGGAAAUGAUCAAGGUGAAAGGCAUUGCAGUUGCCCCAGCCGAGCUCGAGGAUCUAUUACUUGGACAUCCGAUCGUGGAAGAUGUGGCUGUCGGUCCUAUUCCCGAUGACUACACUGGCCAACGCCCGAAGGCGUAUGUCGUGUUGAAGCCCAGCGUCAGUGUUGGUAAAGAUAAAUCGGCUAUCUUGAGCCUGCUAAAUGAGCUUAUUGAUUAUGUUCGUGAAAACAAAGUUCGCCACAAGUGGAUUACGGAGAUUGAGAUGCUGGAAGAAAUCCCGAAGAGUGCAAGUGGGAAGAUUCUCCGACGCAUGCUACGGAAGUUGGAACAAGAGAACAGUGCCAAAGAGCGAUACAUAGCUGUUCGGGAGGAGACCAGAUCUAAGCUAUGA